Molecule: messenger RNA, 2825 nt
Organism: Hypoxylon fragiforme
Lineage: Eukaryota; Fungi; Ascomycota; Sordariomycetes; Xylariales; Hypoxylaceae
Product: glutaminyl-tRNA synthetase
Exons: 9
Coding region: 379-2277 (632 amino acids)
Biological process (GO): glutaminyl-tRNA aminoacylation; translation
Cellular component (GO): cytosol; cytoplasm
Molecular function (GO): glutamine-tRNA ligase activity; ATP binding
Source: RefSeq, a predicted model, not a curated record
GGGAGAGUAUGGCGAGGGGUAUCACGUGGGCCCCUCCCUAUUUAUAGAUGAACAGCAAGAUUAUGGCAUGCUUGCCGUGAAACGCAUUGACCAGGCCUCGAGCUACCACCCCUGCAGACGGUUAUCGAUACAAACAUCAUUGCACAGCGAUGAUCUACCCACUAACUACAGGUACCCACUUAAGAGGGGCUAUCUUAUCGGGCUCAUUGUUGGUCGACUCAUCUACAAAAAACGAGGGGCAGGAAGUGACUCUUUUCAGUUUCAUCAACACCGGAUCAGCAACACUAAGAAUAACGCGAAUCAACAUCUACUUGGGCGGAUAUAAUCCACGAACGAAUAAAUCUAGUUUAUUAUUUGCGCAGUCAAUAAGUCGCAAUCAUGGCGGACCUAGCAGAGAGUACCGCGAAACUACAGCUCGACGAUGAGACGGGAGAGAUGAUCUCCAAGGCCGAGCUAAAGAAGAGAUUAAAGAAGCGUGAAAAGGCCAAGGCAAAGGAGGCUGCGAAGACUGAUGCAAAGAACGAUGAAAAGCCUAAGCCGGCCCCAAAACCAAAAGUCGCUACCGAAGAACCAACAAUCGAUCCCAACAACAUGUUCAAAACGGGCUUCCUCGAUGAAGUUUUCAAGAUUCGACCCAUGAAGCCCGUCUUCACUCGAUUUCCCCCUGAGCCGAACGGAUUCCUUCAUAUUGGACAUGCAAAGGCCAUUGCAGUCAACUUUGGCUUCGCUAGGUAUCAUGGGGGCGAAUGUUACCUUCGCUACGACGACACAAAUCCCGAAGCUGAGGAGCAGGUUUACUUUGAUGCAAUUCUCGAGAUGGUUGAGUGGCUUGGCUUCAAGCCGUACAAAAUCACCUACUCGUCUGACAACUUCCAAAAGCUCUACGAUUUAGCCGAAAAGCUAAUCGGGCUCGAAAGGGCCUAUGUUUGCCAGUGCAGCGACACUGAAAUUAAGCUUCAACGCGGUGGUGAGAAAGGCACAGCGGGCCCACGCUACCGCUGCAAGCAUGCUGAACAAUCUGCUGAGGAGAACCUGCAGAAGUUCAGAGAUAUGCGAGAUGGCAAAUACAAGCCUCAGGAAGCUUUCCUCAGAAUGAAGCAAGAUAUAACGGAUGGUAACCCACAGAUGUGGGAUCUUGCAGCUUACCGCGUCCUAGACAAACCACAUUACCGCACUGGUGAUGCUUGGAAGAUUUAUCCAACUUACGACUUUACACAUUGUCUUUGCGAUUCAUUUGAGGGCAUUACACAUUCUCUGUGCACUACAGAAUUUGUCCAAAGUCGAGUAAGCUAUGAGUGGCUCAACAAGACUCUCGGCGUAUAUGAGCCGAUGCAGCGUGAAUAUGGAAGACUGUCGAUCACCGGUACAAUCCUUUCGAAGCGAAAAAUCCUUAAGCUUGUAGAAGAGAAGAUUGUCCGAGGAUGGAACGACCCGCGACUCUAUACCCUGAUCGGCAUCAAGCGUAGAGGUGUUCCGCCUGGCGCCAUUCUAGAGUUCGUCAACGAGCUCGGUGUUACUACAGCUAAUUCGGUUAUCGAGAUCAAACGUUUUGAGCAGGCAAUCCGAAAAUACCUCGAGCGCACGGUCCCGCGUCUGAUGCUUAUCUUGGAUCCCAUCCCUGUGGUGAUUGAAGAUGCGGAUGAUCUGGAUGGAAACGUUCUAUCCAUUCCAUUCAGCCCAAAGGAGCCUAAGAUGGGCGUUCACAAUGUCACAUUCACAAAGACCGUCUACAUUGACCGCUCUGAUUUUAGAGAAGAAGCUGACCCUUCAUUUUUCCGCCUUGCUCCAGGAAAGUCCGUCGGUCUCCUCCAAGUUCCCCAUCCUAUCAAAGCUGUGUCGUUUACAAAAGACGAGGCUACUGGAAAAGUAACGGAGAUUCGGGCAGUUUUCGAUAAGGAGACCAAGAAACCAAAGGCGUAUAUUCAGUGGGUCCCCAUUGAAGCCGCAGGAUCUCGAAAAGCAGAAGUUAGAGUCUACAACUCAUUGUUCAAUACGGAUAACCCCAACGAUGCACCAGGAGGUUUCCUCAAAGACAUCAACCCAGAGAGUGAAGUUAUUUAUCCAAAUGCUAUGGUCGAAUCUGGCUUCGACGAAGUCAAGAAGAGAGCACCGUGGCCGGAAGCAGCGGGCGAGAGUGAGCUUGGAAAGGGUGGACCCGAGAGUGUUCGUUUCCAGGCAAUGCGCAUUGCCUACUUCGCCAUGGAUUCAGAUUCCACAGACGACCACAUCAUUCUCAACAGGAUUGUGGCGCUGAAGGAGGACGCGGGGAAGAGUUGAACUCCGAAGGCUGCGUUAUCGAGGGCGGAGCUUGCAUGAGGGCGAAAGAUGGUCAUGUACAACAUGACGAUUCAAACGGUUUGCCCUGAAGAUUAUCGUGGCCGCAAAUAGGGUGCACGCCUACCCUACCUAAAUACCUCAAUGGAUGGCAAAUUCGCCUCGCAAUUCCGAUGCAUGCGUGUAAUUUCUGUGUGCCCAAUCAUCAAUCGAGAUAUAUCCAGGACAGUUCUUACUUGGAUUUACUUACUUACGGACCCUUAAAUCCGUGGUUUCUAGUUACAUUUCACUUCAUCUCCGGUAGUGAAUGGUUGUGUAUCACACCUGAACACAUCACUUGGAAGGAUAUCAUAUCAUUUCAACACGUCCUAGGUAGGUAAGGUAGGGUAAGCUUAGUGGAGGUCCUGUCCUGUCCUGUCGCGUGUCAGGUUGGGUUAUACAGAAACACAGAGAUCGCCGUUAUCCCACGAUGGCUUGUGGAAUGAAGGAUGAGCUGCGACUUCGUACUUCGUAUUCGUACUUUGCGAUAUAUAUAUUCCCGUCCCUCCCAU